This is a messenger RNA of Parnassius mnemosyne (clouded apollo), 513 nucleotides long. The record is from the annotation of a GenBank genome assembly. NCBI's taxonomy places the organism in Eukaryota, Metazoa, Arthropoda, Insecta, Lepidoptera, Papilionidae.
AUGCGAGGCGCACGUGUUAUUGUUUUUGUGAUUUGUUACCUGUUUUCUAUAAAUGUUUUUGCCAAGAGAUUUGAAACCCGAUGUAAGCUUGUUCGCGAGUUGUUAAAAGUUGGAAUGCACAAUGAUAUAUUUCUUGGACAAUGGGUUUGUUUAAUAGAAAAAGUUAGUAACCGAGACACUAAAGCAUUUGUUGUUACCCCCAGUGGAAGGAAAAACUAUGGAUUGUUUCAGAUACCUAGCCGAUGGAGCAGAGAAGGCAAAAGAGGAGGUGAAUGUAAUACUACUUGUGAAUCUCUGUUAGAUGAUGAUAUUCGGAACGAUACAGCCUGUGCUCUGAACAUUUUUCUUCGCGAAGGAUUUAAAUACUGGACACAGUGGGAAAUAAGAUGCAAAAAUGACAAUCAUAUAUCAAAAGAAAUUCACAAGUGUCCAGAUUUAAUGUCACAUACACUUAGCACAAACCGCAGCCUAUUAAGACAUAACUUAAGAACACUAUAUAAUAGGAUGAAAUAG